GUGGUAUCCCAGAAACACCAUUCACUCUGAGCUGUGACCGCGCACCAUCAACAGCAACAACUCCACUGCGCCUGGCCAAGGAAUAGGAAUUAGGAGCUCUCCCAAAUAAUAUGAAAGGGAUCUGCAAAGGGGAAAUCCGUGCAAAGGAGUCGAAAAUAGCAGACUUUUGGGACAGGGGAUGUACUAAAUGUGGCCGGCUGGACUUCAUGCUGCUGAAGAAUAUGGGGAUUAAAAGUGGAUUUACAUUUUGGAACCUCGUCUUUUUAUUGCUGGUUUCCUAUGUGCAAGGGUUUAUUUAUACCUGUGGUGGAACUUUAAAAGGUCUUAAUGGCACUAUAGAAAGUCCUGGCUUCCCAUAUGGAUAUCCAAAUGGUGCAAACUGUACAUGGGUAAUAAUAGCAGAAGAACGAAACAGAAUACAGAUUGUUUUCCAGUCUUUUGCUCUAGAAGAGGAAUAUGAUUAUUUAUCAUUAUAUGAUGGACAUCCUCAUCCUGCAAACUUUAGGACAAGGUUAACAGGAUUUCAUCUUCCUCCACCUGUGACAAGUACAAAGUCUGUGUUUUCACUGCGUUUGACAAGUGACUUUGCAGUUAGUGCCCAUGGGUUUAAAGUAUACUAUGAAGAGUUACAGAGUAGUUCUUGUGGCAAUCCAGGAGUUCCACCAAAGGGUAUCUUGUCUGGUACGAAAUUUGAUGUUGGUGAUAAAAUCCGCUACAGCUGUGUAACUGGAUAUAUUUUGAAUGGCCACCCCCAGCUUACCUGCAUAGCUAACUCAGUGAACACAGCAUCGUGGGAUUUCCCAGUUCCUAUCUGCAGAGCUGAAGAUGCAUGUGGAGGAACAAUGAGAGGAUCCAGCGGCAUGAUCUCCAGUCCCAAUUUUCCUAAUGAGUAUCAUAAUAAUGCAGAUUGUACAUGGACCAUUGUGGCAGAGCCUGGCGAUACCAUUUCGCUCAUAUUUACUGAUUUUCAAAUGGAAGAAAAAUAUGAUUACUUGGAAAUAGAAGGUUCUGAACCACCUACAAUAUGGUUAUCUGGAAUGAAUAUACCCCCUCCAAUUAUCAGCAACAAAAACUGGCUCAGACUUCAUUUUGUAACGGACAGCAACCACCGAUACCCUGGAUUUAGUGCUCCCUAUCAAGUGAAAAAGGCCAUAGAUUUUAAAUCUAGAGGAUUUAAAUUGUUUCCAGGGAAAGACAACAGCAACAAGUUUUCUAUCUUAAAUGAAGGAGGUAUUAAACAGGCAUCCAAUUUGUGUCCAGAUCCUGGAGAGCCAGAAAAUGGAAAACGACUAGGCUCAGAUUUUAGCUUGGGAGCAACCGUACAAUUCUCCUGUGAUGAAGACUAUGUGUUGCAGGGGGCAAAAAGUAUCACCUGUCAGAGAAUAGCUGAAGUGUUUGCUGCAUGGAGUGAUCAUAGACCCGUGUGUAAAGUAAAAACUUGUGGAUCUAAUCUUCAGGGACCCAGUGGCACCUUUACAUCACCCAAUUUUCCAUUCCAAUAUGACAGUAAUGCUCAAUGUGUUUGGGUCAUCACAGCUAUAAAUACCAAUAAG
Molecule: messenger RNA, 1553 nt
Organism: Chelonoidis abingdonii (Abingdon island giant tortoise)
Lineage: Eukaryota; Metazoa; Chordata; Testudines; Testudinidae
Source: RefSeq, a predicted model, not a curated record